Molecule: messenger RNA, 825 nt
Organism: Closterium sp. Yama58-4
Lineage: Eukaryota; Viridiplantae; Streptophyta; Zygnematophyceae; Desmidiales; Closteriaceae
Source: the annotation of a GenBank genome assembly
AUGUGCUCUGCUCUGUGGUUUUCUUCAUCCGCCCUCGGGAUUGCUCAAAACAGAACUGUUUGUUGCAGGAUGUGGACCACGACACCUGAUGCGCUGUUGCUGAUAAGCCGAUCGGCUGACCAGGUUAUCGAAACCAAUCUAGUCGCUUUGCUGCUGUGCGCAUUCCGUUUCCCUUCUAAUUCGAACUGCCUACUCGAAUUCCUCCUGUUCCUGCUCUCUCUCCCGUUUUUUACCAACCCACAGUCGCCCAUCCCGCAACUAUCGCGUUUUACCACCACCUGUCGCCUCUCCCUCCUACCCCGCCGUCGCCAUUCCCUCCCAUCCCGCCUCCACCUCUCACCCCGUCGUCGCCUCUCACUCCCACCCCGUUGUCGCCUCUCCCUCGCUCCCCGCUAUCGCCACUACCUCCCACCCCGCCGUCGCCACUCCCUCUUAUCCCGCCGCCGCCUCUUCUCCAAUCCCGCCGCCGUCACUCCGUCCUAUCCCGCCGUCGCCUCUCCCUCCUCCCCGCCGUCGCCUCUCCCUCCUCCCCGCCGUCGCCUCUCCCUCCUCCCCGCCGUCGCCUCUCCCUCCUCCCCGCCGUCGCCUCUCCCUCCUCCCCCGUCACCUCUCCGUCCUCCCCGCCGUCGCCUCUCCCUCCUCCCCGCCGUCGCCUCUCCCUCCUCCCCGCAUCGCCUCUCCCUCCUUCCUGCCGGUCGCCUCUGGCGACAGGUGCACGAGCGCAAGCGCGAGUUGGUGCGCGAGGGCGGGUCGGUGCGCGAGCUCGGGUGGGUGCGCGAGCGCGGGUUGGUGCGGCAGCGCGGGUCGUUUUCUGAGGCAUUGUGA